Dibothriocephalus latus is the source of this 353-nucleotide messenger RNA. Lineage: Eukaryota; Metazoa; Platyhelminthes; Cestoda; Diphyllobothriidea; Diphyllobothriidae. The record is from the annotation of a GenBank genome assembly.
CACACACUCCCAUCAUGACGUAUGUCGCCACACAGGCCGAUGGCACCACCACCUCACUGACCAUCACGGACACUGAGGGUCGUGUCCUGCGUCGCCCGUGGACUCGCGAUCGCCAGGGUAUCAAAACUGGGGUGGUUCGCCCCCUCGUGCCCGUCGCCCUCUCCACCAACUGCUCCGUGGACUUAUCGCCCGAGGGUGUGUGUGUGCGCGACUCGAUCGAGUUCGAAUUUACAUGUCCCAAUGGCGGCGAAACCAAUGUCCCCACCACCGCCACCACCACCCCCGCCGCGACCGCCGCAGUCAAUGGAUCAAGUCAGGACUUUCCCACACACAGAGUCAACAGGACAAAGGGC